Messenger RNA from Trichechus manatus latirostris (Florida manatee), 2281 nucleotides. RefSeq lists its product as uncharacterized. The coding region runs from base 117 to 2039 and encodes 640 amino acids. The record is from RefSeq and is a predicted model, not a curated record. NCBI's taxonomy places the organism in Eukaryota, Metazoa, Chordata, Mammalia, Sirenia, Trichechidae. The transcript is spliced from 13 exons.
GGCUCUCGUCGGGUCUGGGGGCCCCGAGGCCUGAUCUCCGGGUCUGUGGGCUAAGAUCGUUCUGAGCUACCUGUAAGGGUGACCUGAGCGUGUCCUCUUACAGGCGUUGGGAGAACAUGGGGACCACCGAGUCUCUGAAGCUGGCAGUGCCCCUGCUCAUGGCCAGGAUGACGCAGCUGCUGCAGAGGACGCUGGUGCUCGGUGACCUGCCCCAGCCACUGUGCCAGAAGUUCACCCGCUUCUUCCAGGCCGUGCCGCUGCCCCCGUACUGCUUCGGCUUCACGAACUGUCUGAACGUGGCACCUUGGGACCACCGGCUGCUGACCACCGUGCUGAGAGGCCAGAACAUCACCGGGCCCCGGAGGAGGAGCGGGAAGAAGGAGUUUCUCUGGGAAGUGUUCGCUGUUGUCAGAGCCAGAGUCGAGCGGCUGGAGGGCCUGGGCCAAUACAGAGAGCUUGUGCGCUACUUGAAGGCAGUGAAGUGUGAAGACAGUGUCGGGCUGCGCGAUCUCCGGGACAAGGUCCCCUUCUACCUGUGCAAGUGCGGGGACUUCACGGGUGCGGCCUACGCUCUGCUGUCUCCUGUCAACACGCUGGCCUGCUGCACUGCCUGCCGGCUCACGCCCGCCCACUUUGAGAGCUACCUGAAGAUGCUCUGGACAGGCGGUGUUCCUGCGGGCAACGACAUCCAGGACACUGGCCACUGGACGGUCAGCGUGGGUGAGGAGCCAGGGGCACUGGUCUCGCCUCGGAGGUCUUGUCCGUCCCCAGGUGUGGCGGUGAAGCCCUGGAUCCUCAUGAAGCAGGCCCUGCGCAUGCUGUUUGGGAACCAGGCCUUGUACCAGAACGCCCGCUGCUGGAGUGCCCUCCUCGCCCUGUGGGGCAGCAGCCCCGUCCUAGAGCAGAGCGGCCUGCUGACCAUGCUGACGCUGCAGGCACCAUCCUUCUCAUUCCAGAAGAAGGUGCUGCGUGCCUCCGAUGCCAUCCUCCAGGAGCUGAGGCUGCACGGGAAUGCCACCCUGCCUGCGGACCUCUUCUUCGGCCCGCUGGGCCUCGAGGCCUGCCUCCUGCUCUGCACCCAGGCUGCACGCGAGAUGCUGGUCACCGAGUUCCCCUGGCUGACCUCACUGCUGGACAUCGUUCUCGCCUUUGGGAAAAACCUCUGGGCGCUGAAAGUGUUUCUGGAAGGCGUGUCGAAGACCCCCGCCAUCUACGAGGUCAUCGGCAUGAUCUCGCGGGACUUGAGCUACCAGAAAUACACGCUGCUACGCCUGUGGCAGAUCCUGGGCCCUGAUUACGUGGGCGAGCUGCUGUGUCUGCUCCUGGGCUUCCGGAGCAUUGACCUCCAGACUCCAGUGAGUGCCCACCAUGCCCCAGACGGCCCAGCCACUUGUGGUCAUGGUCCCGGAGCACCGCCGGCCGUUGAUCAUGGGGGGUGUCGGCGCUGCACGGGGCAGGGUGGGGUCGUGGCACCGAGCAGAGUCUCAAAGGCCACCCUGACCCUGCCAGGUGUCCUUGGGCAAAGUCGCUGGACCUUCACCGUCUCAAGGCCUUGCAGACACCGCACCUGGACCCCACCCACCUCCUGCAGUUGGGCGCCCUGGUGUCGGCUUUGGAAAACGUGUGACUCUGCUGCUGCUGGUGCCCUUGGAGGAGAGAGGGUUGGUGGCCCUGCCGUCGGGGCUCCCACCCUGUGGUUUCUGUGUGUGUUAUUUUCCCUUCCUGACACUGGAAGGGCUGUGGCCUGGGUCAUCCUGGCCGGGUGGCCGCCGGAUUGCUCCCUGGUCUCCAGAGAGGAGAACGGCCGGCAGGGUGGGCUGAGGGGCCACGUGGGCACCAGGCCCCAUCAGGCGCGCACAGGCGGGUUUUGUCUGAAGGCUCGGUGUCGGUGGGCCUGUCGUUUGGUGCAGGGACACCACCUACCCCCCAUGGCGCCACGUCAGGAGGUGGGAUGCAGGCUCUGCACGUUCUUGUUGGCGGGUCUCAGAUGUAGGGCUCUGCUCAGCCGGGGCCCUGAGUGGGUGGAGUUUGGGCCCUGAGUGGGUGGAGUUUGGGCGGCUGGGGAGUUGGUUGGGGGCGCGUCACGGGGCCAGUUUGGACGCCCUGGGACAACCAGGGCGGGCGUGGUUCUCCCAACAAGGAAAGAUGCAGCAGGAGCCCACGCUGCCCGUUCCCCUGAAGUUGUUUGUUGUGUUUUUUGCACACGUAAGUCUAAGACUUGAAUUAUUUUUGAAAAUUAUUUUCAAAUUUUCAGAGAUUACGCGAGAGAACUAAUUUUUUA